Protopolystoma xenopodis is the source of this 906-nucleotide messenger RNA. NCBI's taxonomy places the organism in Eukaryota, Metazoa, Platyhelminthes, Monogenea, Polystomatidea, Polystomatidae. The record is from the annotation of a GenBank genome assembly.
AUGCAUGAGAAAGGCUGGAUGGAUACUGAUGGUAUGCAAAUUUGGUUGAAGAAGAUAUUUGCAUGCCGACCAGGAGCUCUGCUUAAGAAAGCGACCUUGCUUGUCUUCGCUUCCUUCAGGGGACACUUGACUGAGGAUGUUAAGAAGAUUGCCGAAACUAUGAAAACCCAACUUGCGGUUAUUGCAGGUGGCCUGACUUGUCAGCUUCAGCUCCUUGAUGUUUCCAUUAAUAAGGCUUUUAAGGUGGCACUACGAGAAGAAUGGAACCACCACAUGAUGAUGAUGACAGCAGAAGACAAUCUUACCAAAACUGGUCGCCGGAAGAAGCCAUCAAUUGGAGAAGUUUCUGGCCCCGUUAAUGGACAGGCCUUUUCCCACCAGUUUCCGUGUCUUGUGCACUCGCAAACACCGGUCGACACGCUAAAUUCUACACUCACAGACAUGACUCAUGCUCUUCGAAUGGCAACCAAUCAGAUUCCAUCUAGCCCUGGCCUAAACCUGCCAUUGGAUCGACUGCAAUCCGCCGAACGUUCGGGGCCAAUCAGAAGCCGGGACGAACGCCCUACUGAAUCGAUUUCGCUAUGGCCCCGUCUUGGCUGCAUUCUGCCUCUCCUCAAGCCCGCCGGUGGGCUUCAGCCUCGCACUCCGCGCCGUGCCAUUUUCUGGCCUCUUCUACGCCUCUCGAAGGCCUGCGUAGCCGGUUCGCACCAGAAAGAAGAAGAGCUCGGCUUACAAUUGUCGGAGCCAGACGUCAAAACUGAAAGCUUUCGUUUCUGCACUCUCGGACUCUCCCGCCCCACCACCCAUCGGUUCUGUAAACCUUCCCAACGUAUGUACUUUAUGUCUUUUCUUUCUUCACACGGUCUCGGGUCGCCGACUCCUCCUUCCGGGAGCUUGGGCUACUAA